This is a messenger RNA of Dentiscutata erythropus, 3564 nucleotides long. The record is from the annotation of a GenBank genome assembly. Lineage: Eukaryota; Fungi; Glomeromycota; Glomeromycetes; Diversisporales; Gigasporaceae.
AUGUCUGUAAUAAGUGGUAGCCCAUCUUCAGUUAUAUCUCUUCCAAUACAAAAUGAUUAUACUUCAUCUAUUAUAAAUGGCAACCAAUCUGCGAUGACUGCCGCGACGGCAAAUACAAUACUUCCUCCGGAUCAAGCAAAUAUUAAUUUCAAACCGGCAACUACAGCAAUCGCAAAAGUUAAUAAAUUAAAAUUACAAGUUUCAUUGGAUUCUACAAUUUACACUGCUGGUGGUAUUUUAACUGGUAGACUUGUUUUGGCAAGCACUACUUCACGUUCAUUAAAACUUGGUGAAAUAUCCUGCGAAUUAACAGCUUACGAAGAAUUAACGACAAGGGAUUAUACUGCAUCUCAAUCUUUUCUAUCUUCAAGAUUGGUUUUUCAAAGUACAAAUUUACCUCCAUCUAAUGCUGUUUAUGGUCCUAAAGAUAAUGGCUUUUGGACGGCAAAGAAAGGGAAAACAACCUUCCCAUUUGCUUUCAAGAUUCCAAUUGAUGCUCCAAGUUCUAUAAAAUAUGGAAAUAAUGCUAGUUUAAAAUACGUUGUGACUGGAGUUAUUCAGUUUAUAAACGUUGCCAAAGAUAAUAAGGAGGACACAUUAUAUAAAUCCAAAGAAGCAUUUAUUGUCGAAGCGUGGGAUAGUUACAAUCCUAUUUACAAAACACCUGUGGAUGCCGUUAAUAUGAAACAAUUAUGGAUGGGAGGCCCUGGUGCAGUAAUGAUCGAAAGCUCUUUAGUUGAAACGUUAUUUCAAAGUGGUGGAAAUGUUAGUGUUAAAGUUAGAGUGAAAAACGAUACGAAAAGACGAGUUCAAGGACUUAAAAUAGCAAUUUUACAGCGACUUCUUAUCCUUGCAAAUAAAGCUAAGAAAGAGAUUGAUGAAGUUAAAAUUGUUGGUGAAACUGUAGCGGAGGAAUGGUUCAAAGACAAAGAUUUCUGCUUUGAUUGUGGAGAAGAUCGAACUACAACUGUUCAUAUUCAUGUUCCGAAAGAUGUAAGAUCGAUAAGAAAUACGGCACUUUUCGAAGUCGUAUGCUAUGUGGUUGUAUCAUUGAAAGAUCUGACAGUUCAUCUACCCGUCAAUAUUGCACAUUCUGCAUCAUUACAACCUGUACCUAUAGCUGACACAGAUCUUAAUGUUUUUCCAAAUCACUAUAAUAUGAUGGAUGAGAACACUGACUUUUUUGUUGAGGAUAUUAGAAAAGAUGAUUCAGAAGUUCUUGGAAAAGUUUCAUCACCAAUGAACAUUCCUUCGAAUAAAGGUAGAGUUCUUCCUUGGUCUGAUGAUGAAGAUGAGAAAAAUAAUAAUUCACCAUCAAAAGGUUCGGUUAUAUCAUAUAUACUUGGAUCUGCUAGUCCUAAAGGACUUGGGUCACUGGCUCAAUCACUUCUUGGAAAACAAAAGCAAAUGUCACCGUCUUCUCCUUCCAAAUUGAUCGCUAAAUCCGAACCACUAGCUCCAGCAUCUCCUUAUGUCUACAUUCCUGCAAUUGAGCGUGUAAGAUAUCUUUCAUUUACUACUCAAGAACAAGGUGCCAUACAAAAAAAACCUUUCGAUGAAUCUAAGUCACACAUAAAUGGAUUUGGGUAUUAUGAUGGAUCAUCAGAAAAAAAUUCUCCACCAGAAAAUGAAUCACCACCAUCAAAAACUGUUCAAAAAUGUCAAACAUGGUUAGAGAAUCAACAAAGUGAUAGCUCACCUGAUUCAACAAGUAUUGUUUCAACUGAAGGUGAAAAAAUAACUGCACAAGGCAGUCCUUCUCCAUGGUCUCAUAUAAACAGAGCACAAGAAAUCGCUAGUUCUUCAUCGCCAAUUACUAUUCCUUUUGAUCAACAAGGAAUGUCACCAAUUACGAUUCCUAAAAAAGAUAAUAUCCUGCCAGAAGAUGCAUUUCAGAGAAAUAACAGCACAGUAUCGUCACCAAAUGGUCCUUCUGGUCUUACUUUGUUAAUGAGAUCACGGCCUUCACCAUACGUGCAAGAUGAUUCAUCAUCUAUAAGUCAUCAAAGUCCUAAAAUACAUCCUUUACUAGUACCAACGUCAGUAGAUAAUAUUGAGGAUGAUUAUGUUGAUGUUCAAUAUGAAGAACCAACGUUAAAAUCAGAUUUUCUCCAAGUUCCUGGGCGUGAGCAAAAUGGACUAAGGACACCACCUCCCGUAGCUAUGGGAGCUAACGCAGGUUCUAAUUUGUCUUCAAUAUUUAAAUGGGGCACUUCGUUUAUGGGUUACAAAAAUAAUGAACCUUCCAAUCAAGAUGGUCAUAUUUCUAGUGAAAACGAUUCAGUAGAGCAAACAAUCAACUUUUCAAAUACAGAGACCUCUAUAGAGGAUGCGGCAAUUAAGGCAAGGCCUCGCCGGCCUCUUCCUGCCAUUCCUAACAGUGCUGUAAAAACCAAUGAGAUUUCCGAUAUGCAAAAUGACAAGAAUUCUUACGAUACACAGAUUCAAAAUAAUUCACAAAUUGUAUCAACAGAGGCUGAAGUUGUUCCAGUAACUAGGCCACGCCGUAACCUUCCUCCUAUACCUCCUAAGCCUGAUAUUUCUUCGCAGACAAAGGAAACAAAGGAUCUUGAUUCAACUUCUAACAUGUCUACUGAUGGAGAUAUUCCAUUAAAUCAAACUACGAGCGUUUUUACAACUAUUGAACAUGAGGUUGUCAUACCCCAGGCAAAAGUUGAAUCUAGUGAUGUAACUUCUAAGCCCGAAAGUCCUCCCAAACCCACUAAACAAAUUACGAAAGCAACAGUUGAUGUAACUUCUAAGCCUGAAAGUCCCCCAAAACCUACUAAACAAAUUACGAAAGUAACUUCUAAACCCGAAAGUCCCCCAAAACCUACUAAACAAAUUACGAAAGCAUCAAUAUUUGCAGCACUUGGGCAAAAACCAUUAGGAGUAUCAACUUCUUCCGCUCAAAUAACACCUCCAAAGAAUGUACCUAUUAUUCCUGAAAAGAAACCAGUUAAUAUGAGUCCACCAAAGCAAAAUGGAUUUAAUGUACCACGUAAACCGGUUAAUCGAAACAAUCCCUUAGCGGUAGAACAAAACAUAAAAUCAGAAAAUGCUAUAAAAGGAGAUGUUAAUUUGGAAUCUCGGAAUAUUUCAGAAAAUGCUGUAAAAGGAAAUGUUAAUUUAGAAACCCAGAAUAAUGUUGUAAAAGGAGAUGUUAAUUUGGAAACCAAAAAAAAUAUAUCAAAACCUAUAGUAAUCGAUAAUACACCAUUGAUUACCGCAGCACGAAAACCUUCAGAUGAUGAUACACCAUUAGUCACUAUUCCUAAACCUAUUGUUAAUAGUACACCAAUCAUUCCCGAUAUUCCCGCGAAAUCUAUUGAUGAUAUGCCAUUAAUUAGUGCUGCUAAAGGUGCUAUUAACAACAAUAUAUCGUCUUUACCUUCAUUAAUUACAAAACCUUUACCUGAAAUUAUUCCACAGAAACGAAGAAAUGGAAAAGGUGAAGAAGAUGAAGGAGGAUUGACGGCAAAAAUUAUUGAACCACCAAAACAAUCUGUUAGUCCUAGGAUACAAGAAUUUAUAUCAAAAUAUCAAGCUACUAAUGGGAAAUGA